Carcharodon carcharias (great white shark) is the source of this 9277-nucleotide messenger RNA. It is a transcript of the gene cdk5rap2, whose product is annotated as CDK5 regulatory subunit associated protein 2. The record is from RefSeq and is a predicted model, not a curated record. Gene Ontology annotation, cellular component: microtubule organizing center. Lineage: Eukaryota; Metazoa; Chordata; Chondrichthyes; Lamniformes; Lamnidae. The coding region runs from base 185 to 8641 and encodes 2818 amino acids. The transcript is spliced from 52 exons.
AUCCGGAGUGCGGGAUCGGACCGGACCGGAUCGGAUCGGUGCGGAGCGGAGCGGAGCGGAGUGAGGGAGAGAGGGGAAGAGGGCUGAUCAGCGGCUCCGCCAUCCGGACCAUCCCCCUGGCCGGGAUCUGACAGUGAGAGAAAUAGAAGCAGCUCCAGCCCCAGCUCCAGCUCCAGCUCCAGCCAUGGACUCGGUUAUUGGGGAAGACCCGACUUUACCGUUAGAUUUUAACGGCAGCUCCAAUGUCUCUAAACUGCCAGAUAUCACUGUUGCUGCAGCCAACAGUCCUGUCAAAGAAAAUUCCCUUGUGCUCCCGAAUAUUACUAGUGGGAAAUUGUCUCCAGUUCGUGCUCGUACCAUGAAAGAAUUUGAAACGGAAAUCACUGAGCUAAAGAAAGAAAACUUUAAUCUCAAACUUCGAAUCUACUUCCUGGAGGAGCGGAUGCAACAGAAGUUUGAUUGUGGCAGCGAAGAUAUUUUUAAGAUGAAUAUUGAACUCAAAGUGGAAUUGGAGAGUUUGAAGCGUGAACUAAAGGAGAAACAAGGACUUCUUGUCAAAGCUUCAAAAGCAGUGGAGAGUUUGGCUGGCAACAAUGAUGCAGAAAUUCAGCGUGUGAAAGAUGGAGCCCAGAAAGAGAUACUUCAGGUUAAACAGCUCCUCAGUAACCAGAUCCAAGUCUUGGAGGAGGAUGUUAAAACUACCCAGGAAGAAUUGGAAAAGAUGGCUGCUAUUGCAGAGCAGGAGAAGAUUCGGAGUAUCAGCCUGGAGAAGCAGAUUCUAACAAUUAACAAACAGAACCGUAUGGGAUCACCUUUACCCCCAGAGCAGACCAAGAACCGCACAGAGACUGAACAGCUAAUUGAUCAGCUAAAUGAGACUAUAAAGAGCAAAGACGUUCUUAUUAAUCAGCUUCAAAAUGAAAAGGCAAAGAUGCAGGACAGUCAUGUGAAUCCUUCAGAAAAGAUCCAGGAACUCACUGAGGCACUUCUGAAGAAAGCUGGUGAAUCUGAAGCCCUUCGAGGUGAACUAGGAAAUGAGAGAAAUCGCUUUGAAAAGGAAAUGCAGAACCUGGUUGAAAAACAGAGGCAACUGGGACAACUGGAAGUGGAAGCCAAGCAGCUAAAGGAUGACCUUGAGACUGCUGAUGUUACUAUUAGUACUCUGCAAGAAAAGUUGAAGAAAGCAGACGGUGCAAAUAAGAUUCUUCAAGAGCAUGCUAAUGAAAAGGAGAAUGAGCUGGUUGCUGAGAAGCAGAACAGUCUGAAGCGAGAUAAAACUAUUCAAGGACUGACUCUGGCUCUGAAGGCCAAGGAUAAAGAGAUAGAGGAACUUUGUCACGAAAUUGAGGACCGAGAUAAUACUCUAGUAAAAGCCAGAGAUUCUAUACAUAAAGCACAACUGCAAAAAUUUCAGGGAGCAGAAGAAUAUCAAAGUCUCAUGACUGAGAAAGAAACUGAGCUUGCAGAGCUGCGUACAGAUCGCAAUGGAAGAGUAAUGGAGAUCCAGAAAUUGCAAAGAGCACUGAACAGGCGAGAGCAGGAGCUGAAUGACUUAACUGAAGCAAAGGAUCAGCUAGAGGAAGAAAUGGAAGGGCUGCAGCUUCAAAAAGCAAAGGACGACAAGACCAUUAAUGAUAUUCAAAAUCACAUUCAAAAACUGGGUGCUGAGUUGACAGAGAAGGAACGUGCAAUGGAGCACAAGUACCAAACUCUACUGACUGAGAACAAGCAGAAACUACAGAGCCAAGAACUAGUCAUUGAGCGGCUGACAGACAGUUUAAACAACAAAGAUAGACUGCUCCAGGAUUACAUGGAGUUGGCAAAAGGAGUUCAGCAAGGAGGGGAUCAAAGCCCAAAUGGAAAGGAUGCUUUGCUAGCUAAACUGCGUGAUCGUCUAAAAGAGAAAGAUCGAGCUCUUGAGCAAGCCAUUGAUCAAAAACAUGCAGCUGUUGACGAAAAGGAGAAUGAAAUUCAACAGCUGCAUCUAGCUUUGAGAGAAAGGGAACAUGAUUUCGAUCGACUGAAGAGUCUCCUUGCCAACAAUGAAGAAACCAUUAAUCGCUUGGAUGGUAUGAUUAAAGAAAAAGACGUGGAGCUGCAGCAUCUGGCAAAUACAUGCAAGAAUUUGCAAAGAGCAAAACAGGAGUUGGAGGAUAAUCAAGCACAGUCUCUCCGUGAGAAGGAUGCCAUUAUUUCACAGCUGCAGCAGUCUCUAAAAAAUAAGACUGAAAAUUUGGAGGAGAUGACAAACUCAUUGCUGAGCCAGGCUCAUUGUGGCACCAAAGACUUGGCAGAGCAAUUGAAUCAGCGCUUAAAGGUAAAAGAGAAGAUGCUGGAGGAUGCUUGGGCAGAGAAAAAGCAGCUGAGUGCAGAGCAUGAGAAGGAGAUUGCAGAUCUACUAAACGCCAUUAACAGCAAGGAUCAACUCCUCAAAGAGGCAUCAGAACGUUAUAAUCGCCGUCUAUCUGAACUCAGCCGUGAGAGUCGGGGACUGAAUCGUCAAUGUGCUGAGAAAGAGCAAGACGACUUUGGCCUGUUGAAACAUGACUGUCUGUUAAACCAGGAGCAGAUACUGGAAAUGGCUCAACUUAAAGCUGCUCUAGAUGAAAAGGAUAAGAUUAUUAACAAGCUAAUGGAACAUGGACAAAAGAAAGACCAGUACUUUGCACAACACGAAACACCAAACCCCUCGCAUAUUCUUGAGCUGAAACAAACAAUACAAAUACUGCAAGAACAACUGCAUGAGAGAAAAGCUGAAUUAAAUCAACAUGAGCCUGCAGAAGAUGAGAUUCUCAUUAAAAUGCCCCAACAUGAGAAGAGCUCAGCCAGCCUGAAAAGAGAACUCGCUGAAAAAACUGAAGAAUUAAACAGCACCUUAAAGAAAGAAAACAAAGCAAAAAUGGAAGUGGCCCGACUCAAGUCGUUUGACAAAUUGGAGAAAGAUAUUCAGACACUGGUUGCAAAUGUUGAGUCAUUGUCCAAAGUCAUGCUGACCAAGGAUGAAAUUAUUAAAGAUCUUCAGUCUAGACUUUCUUCCUCUGAGGUAAAGGGAGCGGAGCAGUUUACAACAGAGGUAAUUGUGCUGAAGGAUGAUAUCCAGAGACCUGAUCACCCUCCAAGAGAAAGAACUAUCAUCGGUGGAGACAGCCAGCAGUCUGUCCCGACUUUAGAAGAUCAGAUGUCAAAGGAACACUUGCAUCAUGUACUAAAAUCUGAACAGCAGCUCUACUCGAGACUGAUCAAAGCAGUGAAAGAACCAGACAGCUGCAGUCGCAUCCAAGCCUUGCAGAUGGAGCUGACAGCCAUUCAGUUGCUACGACAACAGCUUGAGGAAAGCAUUCAAAUCAAUCAAAAUCUACAGAGGAACUUGGAACAGCAAAUCCAGGAAGCAAAAAGAAAAGAAGACACUGCAUCCAAAGCGGACAUGGUUGACUUUAGAGAGAUUGAGACUCUACGACACCAGUUGGAAGACACUCAGCGCUGGAAUGUGUCUCUGCAGUCCCGACUUGGACAGAUGCAGGCUAGAGCUGGCGGAGUGGGUGCAGCCAAUGAUUCCGGUGACACAUUUACAAGCUAUGGAGACCAGACUUCAUAUCUCAGCAUCUGCCUGGGACCGUUUGAUGAUUUGGAGCAGGAAAUAGUAAAACUUUCCCUGCCAGAGCUCAGACAAAAGGUCAUUGAACUUCAGAAGUGUUUAAAAGCAUUGCAAGCCAACAAUCAGGAGCUGCAAGAUAGAAUUAUUAUGUCAGAGCAUUCCACUUUGGGCUCUGACAGCCAAGAAAAACAAGAUGUACCAACAAUGGCUGCUCAAAUAAAGCUACUUAAUCAAAGGCUAGAAGAAUCAGUGAAAAUGAAUGAAGUCCUUCAGGAGCAGCCACAAAGCCUUAACCAGAUUGACACCCAUCAUUUGGCCAUGUCCAAAGAUGACAAAUGUAUACAGACCACUCCUGAAGUUAAACCGGCAUCCGAGAUUGAGCCAGAGCAGCAAUCUGCCACCCAUGGCCUAAGGACAGCUACUGAGAAAAAUCGGGAGCUGAAUGUUUCAGUGGCACCCAGUGACUCUGUUGCUGAUAAUAGUUUAGAGUCUGCAAAGUUAAUGAAGGACCUGAGCAAGAUUAAUUGUGAAUUGGAAGAUAAACAUCAACAGCUGCAAGAAGUGCAGAGACAGCUGGAGAUGACAGAAUGCCAAUUGCAUGAAAUGGAGGCAAAGCAGCUCCAAAUGGAGGAAGAAAUUAACGCAAUGAGGUUAUUGAUGGAGGAGAAUGGUGUAUCAUCAGUAUCUGAUUUCAAGAGUGAAGUUGGGAACUUGAGAACAAAGAUAAUUGAAUUACGAGAUCAACAUGGAGAAGACCUGUCAAUAUGUCAAAAUGAAGACACUGGGGAAGAGACCAGUGAUGAGAAUGAAGACAGCGUAAGAAAGGAAGUUCAGAGAUUAAGGAUUGAACUGAAAAAUCGCAGGAAGAUCCGUAACCUUCUUGAGCAGCAAGUAGAACUUAACUGCUGUGGAGAAGGUGAAAAUUGUUUCAACCCUGACUUGAUUGUAAACAUGGCCAACGAGAUUGAACACCUGAAAGCUGAACUGGAAAUUGCCAAUCAAGAAAUGACAAGCGUGGACAGAAGUCUGAAAGAAGUGAACGCUAAAGAGCGGGAGGGAUUCCAAGGAUCAAAGCUGCCACGGUCAGAAUCUUUGGAACUUGGAAACAGCGAGGGCAAGGCCACAGAGCAGGAGCCUGCUUUAUCUGCAACAACCAGUACUAGGUCUCGCCUUCCUGUCCCACUAAGGCGACCAAGGUCAGUCAGCAACGUGAGCAUUGCCGCCUCUAGUCAAGAUAUUCCUCCUGACCAUCAACACACUGAUCAGUUGAGGACAGUAAUGAAAGACUACAAGCGGUUGCAGAGUAAGUUGUAUGCAGCUGAGGCAACACUUGUCAGCCAGGCAGAGAAGUUAAAGCUUCAUUGUAUUCCUUUGCAUGCUGAAUUAUCUUUGAAACAAGAUGAUAAAGAGGUCCAGGUGGAUGUUCAGGACCUUGGUUAUGAAACCUGUGGAAAAAGUGAAAAUGAUGCGGACAGGGAUGAGAGCAGUAGCCCAGACACAGUCAGUCAUUUACCAGGCCAUCACUAUGGUGACUCAGCCAUUCCUUCCCUACUUAAAUUAAAUCGCCGUUUCUUCUCUAUGGAAAAUCUUGAUACAAACUCAUCAACUUCGUACCCAAGUUCACCAAGUUUGAUUUCACCCAAAAUCAGCUUGAAGAACCUUGAUGUAUUUGAUGACUAUGGACAGACAGAUGACGUGAAUGAGCUCAAACUUCAAAUUGCUGAGCUAAAGGAACAAAUUGAGAAGUACCAGAAAAUUAUUCGCCAUCUGCAGGCUUGCAUGCGCAAAAAUUCUCUAUCCAGUGAACAGCUGACUGUCUCAGAUCAUAGCCACCAAGCUACAAUGAGAGGUUCAUAUGAAGGACACUCUUUGGAUUCGAUUCAAAAGGAUGAUGAUAGUAACCAUAGUCAGAGAAGACAUUCCAUACAGUCUCCAGACCUAUCUGUUCAAAACACCCAGAAGAUUGGAAAUCUUUCUAACCAUGAGUCAAGAUCACCGAGUAUGGAUUUUGGAAGCCAGAGUGAAAAAGGAGACUGGCUGGUAUCUAACUAUCCCCAGGAUGAACAGCAGGUGCAAAAGUUAAAGGAACAAAUGGAACAACUGGAAGAUCAGUUGCAGAAAGAGAAGGCAAGGAAUGAAGAGCUUCAGGAUCGGCUGCAUCAUCUUCAAACUAAGUUGGCCGCACCGUCACCAGCUCAAAAAUAUGAUUCGCUGGUGCAGUCACAAGCAAGGGAGCUCUCACACCUUCGACAGCAAAUUAAAGAAAGCUUUAAUAUCUGCACUUUGCACCACCAGACUCUGGUGGAUCUUACCAAAGCCUUCGAGAAGCUGCUGCAGGCCAGUGAUGUUGAUUAUUACGUUGGUGAAGCUUUUCGUGACCAGCUAAACCAGAGUUUACAGCUGGUGGAAACGCUAGAGAACAAGUUUGAUGGCGGGGACGUAUCUUCGGUUGAUGGAGACCGCACACUUCUUGAUUUCUCUCAAAGUCCUCACAGCCUGCAAUAUGAAGUUCUCCACCUUCGAAAGCAGCUAGAAAAUGAGCGCAAACAGCUGCACAAGCAGCUGAAUGAACUUCUGCGUGAGAAUCAAGCCUUGUCACAGGCAACUAAAGAACAACAUGAGCAACUUUCAAAAGAGGUACAGGAAAAGAACAAAAUAAUUUAUUGUCUGCAGCAACAGUUAAGUCAUCAAUCAUAUGUGCCAUCCACCAGCCAAGUCUCUUCAGAUUCUGAGAUGUCUGAUGGAAACUCUAUUAGUUCACCUGAAAGUCGAUCAACUACAUCUGAACCUCCAUUCACUGGUGAAAAUAAAAGUAAGAGCCGUAACAGUAGACAGCGAAGUUUUCAAAGGAGACUGUCACACAGGUCACCAGGUCUCCCAGCAACGAAUGCAAGCACAAAUUUGCAGAAUGAUCCACAGAAUAAAGAAGCAAGCCUGACAUCUGGACUUUCUACUCCGGAUGGAAAGACACAACUUCAAGAGAAUGUGGAAGGAAUCCCAGUGCCACACGAAAUGUUGUCCACUCGUAGCUGGCCAAUUGAGUAUGCCAGUGCUCAAACAUCCUUGCUUAAUCAAAGAUUGCUUGAGCUCCAGAAAGAGAACUCUGUACUUCGUGAGCAGUUGGUGAACAAGGAAGAUUUGAAUGAGACUCUACGGACAGAACUUGAUUUGCAUCGCUCCAUUUUAACAGAGAAUCAACAAAACAUUGAUAACCAAAUUGCCCAUUCACUUAAUCACAGGGACCGAUCUUUAAUAGCAAAUAAGCAAAUUUCAACUUCCACAGAGCCAGAAAAAGACCUUGGCCUAAGUGCUGCAGACUUACUAGCCGAACACCUUCAUGAAAUACGAAGUUUAAGGCAACGCUUGGAAGAAUCUAUUAGAAAUAAUGACAGAUUAAGACAACAACUGGAACGUCGACUUGCUGAAUCUGAACAUGAUCCAGCUUCCACAAAUAUUUUCAUCCACGGCACAGAAGAGCACAGUCAUCUGGCAGAUGAGAUUCAUUAUGUGAAGGAACAAAACAAAGCUUUAAAGGAGCAGCUGACAAGAAGCUCCAAAGACAAACAGAGAGAAAAUGAGAAACUAAAAGAAUCUCUUUCAAAGAAGACUGCUGCCACUGAACGCCUGCGUAGUGAGUGUGAACGUGCAAAGAGGGAAAAUAGUCGAUUGCAAACUAAAGUUACAAAUGCUCAUGAAGAAAGCAGAAGGCUGAAAAAUGAGCUGCACUGCAGUCAUGAUGAAAUCAACAGACUACAGCGAGAACUUGGCUUACAGAGUCAGCUAUUCACAGAGAACCAGCAGCUACUGCAGUCAUUACGAAUGGAACUUCGAGUAUAUGAGCAGCUUGAAGAAAGGAAAACAGAGCCUGCACAACAGAUGAGCCAUGCAUCGGUGAAAUAUUUUCAAGGAUCUAUUGAUUUGAGUGAUCUCUUGACCGAGAUCCAUUGCCUACGGAUUCAGUUGGAGAGAAGCAUUCAGACAAACACUGCUUUACGUCAGAAGCUUGAAGAACAACUUCAACAAGGACAGUUCAAAAAUGAAGGCAGUCCUUCCACUAUUAAUAUAAACUAUCUCUUGGCAAGAGAGCAAAGACAUUCUGGGAAAAGACACUUGUUUCAAGGCUUUGAAGCUGACGUGUCUGUUUCGGCUGAUGAUGGAAAAGAAAAUUUCCAAUCUCAUGAAUUUCCAACAUCACCAAAAUCUGCUAAUAUCCCUGCAGAUGUCAAUAUUGCUGAUGGAUCAAUGUUCGGUAUCCCAGGAAUCAGAGCACUGCCAAAAGACGAGUAUGAUGGUUCCUCACAUUACAGUGACAGUUCCAUAGAAAAUCUAUCACACAAGCCUUCCAGAUUCAUACCAGCGCAUUGGAUGUGGGCAGACAAAAAUGGGCAAUAUGUGCUUGGGUCAGUAGGAACUUACAGUGUACUGCGCAAACAAAUCUCCGAGAGCCGUUCACUGCUUCAUGGAAUGGACACACGUCUUGGAGAUGUUGCUGCUUGUCAGAGUACUAGUGCAAAGGAACCAGGUGAACCUUUGUUAAAGUACUUGUCCUCAACUGUAAGGAGCAUGAAACAAAUGUUUGAGGAAGCAGGACACUUGCUAAAACGCUUCUGGAGGGUCUCUUUACCCAUCCCUGCUGCCAACUCUAGUCAUCAUACACAGGAAAAAACUGUAAGGGAUGAAAUCUAUUGGCUACGCAAGAAAUUGACUGAGCAGGAGAAACUUUUGCAUGGCACUGUUAAACGUCUUCGUACGACUAACCAGAUUAAGGAGGGCAUGGAGAAAGUCAUCAUUAACCAAUUGUCAUUAACCCAUGAUGUUUUGAAGAAAGCUAGAGGAAAUUUGGAGAUGAAUCAUUACAUGGUUUUUGAUCUGAAAGGCUUUCCAAAGCAAAGUGAAGCAGACCCAACCUUCCGAAGCUCAGCCAGUAAAUGGAAACUAACUAAUACGGUUCAUACAGCUGCCUUUAAUUGGGGUUCCAGUGAAGAGGCUUGCUCUACUCCUGAAGAAAAGUUUGACUCUCUGACCUCAUCAUUUUGCAGCUAUUGAAAAUAAUUUCUUCAAGUAGCCUGUCAAUUUGCAAGUUGAAUUGCUGAUUUUUUUUUUGUCUGGAGAUUAGCUUUUUUGCACAGAGGUGCAGAACUGUUUCUGCAUGUCUACCUGUAAAAAUAUUAGAUGUAACCUUGAGUACUUGUCAGAAACUAUAGCAAUUGGAACAGGACAGAUAAAAUGUUGCAGAUUUUAAAAAGAGUGAAGUUUUAAAGGGAUUUUUUAAAGUGAGACUGUAGUAAUUGACAAAAUAAUGUAGAGCAUCAGAAAUGUUGAAGCAUUUCAGACCUUUUUUUUUAGAAGAAACCUUUGUACAUUCCCUCAGUUCAGCAAUAAUUGUAGUGUGUAAAAAUCAAUUUUGUAAAUAAUCCAAGGGUUGUGAGUGUGACCUGCUGCAGGCUGUGAGGUUAUUGUAUUGUGCUGUUGUAUAAUGUUCCUUUCCUGGUAUUCAGAUGUUUGCAAGAUACUGCCUUGGCCUUAUUCUUUUUAAAUAGCCUUGUUUGUGUUUUUAUUGGAAAGAAUGUAUGUAGAAGAUUUCAAAUUGUGAAAAGAAGCCUGCCUUACUGUACAUUUUACUAGAAUGUAUGGACUUCAAUCUGUUCUCUAUUUUUCAAAAUACACUUUAUCUGAAUUUGU